GAGGGAGGGAGGGAGAGUUUCUCUCGAGCGGCACAGGACGUCGUCGAUGCUCGAGACGAUUUCACGUGUGCAAAACGUUAGCUCUUUCGAUCGAUCCAACAUUAACGUCAACGUCAACGUAAACGUAAAACGCGGACGAAUAGGACGAAGACGAAUAGAAAGAAGAAAAAAAGAAGAACGUGAUUUUUAGUGUGAGUGAGAGAGAGAGAGAGAAAGAGAGAGAGAGAGAGAGAGAGAGAGAGAGAGAGAGAGAGAGAGAGAGAGAUCAGCCUCGAGAGAAACAUGACGGGCACAACUGAUCCCUUGAUCGACCUACCUAAAGAAGCUCCAAAAGGCGAAACAUCGCAACAUACAACCAUUGAAAAGUCCAAUCUAUCGGAGAGAACACGUUGGAGACAAUGGCUAGCAUCGAUUUCAGCGACUCUAUCGAUGGUAGCAGUUGGAACGGUUUAUGGUUGGACAACGACGAGUCUUUCGAAGUUGAUGUCGAAGGACAGCGACGCCCCAAUGAGGAUAACCGAGGACGAGUCAUCUUGGAUCGUAUCGUUGACCGUGAUUGGCUCGAUGAUCGGUCCCUUUUUGGGUGCCUAUCUAGCUGAUAGAUACGGCCGAAAGAGGUGUCUAUUGUUUUCUAGCGGAUUUUACAUCGCCGGCUGGACUAUUGUAUUUUUUGCAACAUCGGUUUCGGCUCUCUACGCUGCCAGAGUUAUUUUGGGUAUUGGCGUUGGCGUUUCUUACACGACCAAUCCGAUGUACGUGUCCGAAGUGGCUGAUGUAAACAUUCGCGGAGCCCUAGGAACAUUAAUAGCGGUUAACGUCUUCACCGGGUCACUCUUGACCUGUAGCAUAGGUCCAUGGAUCUCUUAUCGUACUUUGGUCGUCGUACUACUGAUCAUCCCGAUUGUAUUCAUCCUCACAUUCAUCUGGUUCCCCGAGAGUCCACAUUUUCUAGCUGCUAGAGGCCGCAAGGCCGAAGCUUCGCGAUCGUUAGCCUUCUUUAAAGGUAUCAGAGACCGCGACGAGGCACGAAGAGAACUGGAGUUGGCUUUGCAAGCUGGCUCGAACGAGGACUCGAGGGAUAACAAGAUAGUAGCAGACGAUCGAAUUAACAAAGUUGCCUCUUCUUCCACCUCCUCGAGUGUAACCAACGGUAAAGAAGAAAAUGGUCUGAAGACUGUCCUGAAUAAAGUUAAACUAAUGCUCCUGCCAACAAAUAGUCGAGCUCUCUGUAUAAUUCUUGGCUUGAUAGCUGCUCAACAACUAAGUGGCAACUUCAGUACCAUACAAUAUUUAGAAGUAUUAUUCAAUCGUGCCUCGGUAGGCAUAGAUUCGAACAUCGCAACUAUACUGGUAUUAGCCGUUGGUUUGGUAUCGGGUGCGUGUUCAACCGCGACCGUCGAAGGUGCAGGAAGACGGCCAUUACUUAUAUUCUCAACGUUGGGCUCAUCGAUCACUUUAGCCAUUCUAGCGAUAUACUUGAUGUUGGACGCUAAAAAAUUCAACGUAUCCUCCGCUAAUUUUCUUCCCGUCGUCGUAGUGAUACUCUUUCAAGUGGCAUUUCAAAUAGGAUUGGGUACUCUACCUAACGCAUUGAUCGGUGAACUUUUCCCAACGGAAGUUAAGGGAAUAGCCGGUGCCAUUGUUACUGUGUUCGACGGUGUCCUUGGUUUCGCAGUGUCUAAACUUUAUCAAGUGAUUGGCGACAUACUCGGUGCUUACGCAGUUUAUUAUUUCUUCUCUGCUUCAUGCUUGCUAGCAUUCUUUAUGGUGACGUUUCUAUUACCGGAAACCAAAGGUAGAACCUUUCGUGAGAUUCAACGAUUAUUGGCUGGCAAUGCGAAAAAGAUGUCGUCUCGUCGUUUCGACGAUUUAGAGGAAGGUAAAGCGUGACGGAAGGAUCAGCACCGUGGUCAAAUCUCGUCCCGGUGCGUUCUCAAGCACUUUAUGAUAUCGAUUAUCUCAAUAACGAUCGAUUCCUCGUUUCUUCAUUGUCAUUAUUAUUUGCUACCCACGUAUUCCUUCACAAAUAAAAUUAUCUUUGCCAAAAA
Molecule: messenger RNA, 2048 nt
Organism: Vespula pensylvanica (western yellowjacket)
Lineage: Eukaryota; Metazoa; Arthropoda; Insecta; Hymenoptera; Vespidae
Product: facilitated trehalose transporter Tret1-like
Exons: 3
Coding region: 283-1890 (535 amino acids)
Biological process (GO): transmembrane transport
Cellular component (GO): membrane
Molecular function (GO): transmembrane transporter activity
Source: RefSeq, a predicted model, not a curated record